Molecule: messenger RNA, 1062 nt
Organism: Salvelinus namaycush (lake trout)
Lineage: Eukaryota; Metazoa; Chordata; Actinopteri; Salmoniformes; Salmonidae
Product: extensin-like
Exons: 1
Coding region: 1-1062 (353 amino acids)
Source: RefSeq, a predicted model, not a curated record
AUGCUCUCUGGCCCCAAACCCCCAUUCUCUCUGCUGGACCCAAACCACCAUGCUCUCUGCUGGACCCCAAACCCCAUGCUCUCUGGCCCCAAACCCCCAUGCUCUCUGCUGGACCCAAACCCCCAUGCUCUCUGCUGGACCCCAAACCCCAUGCUCUCUGGCCCCAAACCCCCAUGCUCUCUUGCCCCCAACCCCAUGCUCUCUGCUGGACCCAAACCCCCAUGCUCUCUGCUGGACCCCAAACCCCAUGCUCUCUGGCCCCAAACCCCCAUGCUCUCUUGCCCCCAACCCCCAUGCCCUCUGCUGGACCCCAACCCCCAUGCUCUCUGGCCCCAACCCCCAUGUUCUCUGGCCCCAAACCCCAUGCUCUCUGGCCCCAACCCCCAUGUUCUCUGCUGGACCCCAACCCCCAUGCUCUCUGGCCCCAACCCCCAUGUUCUCUGCUGGCCCCAAACCCCCAUGUUCUCUGCUGGACCCCAAACCCCAUGCUCUCUGGACCCAAACCCCCAUGCUCUCUGGCCCCAAACCCCCAUUCUCUCUGCUGGACCCAAACCCCCAUGCUCUCUGCUGGACCCCAAACCCCAUGCUCUCUGGCCCCAAACCCCCAUGCUCUCUGCUGGACCCAAACCCCCAUGCUCUCUGCUGGACCCCAAACCCCAUGCUCUCUGGCCCCAAACCCCCAUGCUCUCUUUCCCCCAACCCCAUGCUCUCUGCUGGACCCAAACCCCCAUGCUCUCUGCUGGACCCCAAACCCCAUGCUCUCUGGCCCCAAACCCCCAUGCUCUCUUGCCCCCAACCCCCAUGCCCUCUGCUGGACCCCAACCCCCAUGCUCUCUGGCCCCAACCCCCAUGUUCUCUGGCCCCAAACCCCAUGCUCUCUGGCCCCAACCCCCAUGUUCUCUGCUGGACCCCAACCCCCAUGCUCUCUGGCCCCAACCCCCAUGUUCUCUGCUGGCCCCAAACCCCCAUGUUCUCUGCUGGACCCCAAACCCCAUGCUCUCUGGCCCCAAACCCCCAUGCCCUCUGCUGGCCCCAAUCAUUUGGUGUAAUAUUUUGGGGUAG